AGCUUUUAUUAAAUAAUAUUUUAUUUGUCCUUUUAUGUCACUUCCAGACCCUUUUUACGAGCGUGUGGUUCCCACGAGAAAUGGCGGGCAAGAGGGAUGGCAUUUGAUGUAAAAACCACAGCAGAGUGAGGUCAUUUCCACUAUUCUCUCUCUAAACCCUCAAUUCCAUUCCGUUACAGAUCGACUUACAGUUUCUUUCCCAAACGAACUCUCUCUCUCUAAAACCUCUCGCGUAAUGAUCGGACUAAGCCGCUUGAUCACGGUGACAGCGACGCCGCCGCUGUUCCGGCUGGCGCGGCUCGCUCUGAGCCGAUUCUAUUCCCCCUCCGCCUCGGCCGCUACUCAGCCUCAAGCCGACUACUACUACUACGGAGCCGAGAGCGAGAGCGAGCGGCUGGCGGCGGCUGCAAUGGCGGAUUCGGAGGGCUCGGGGCCGAACCGAGGGGUGCAGUGGGUGUUCAUUGGGAACCCCGGCGCCAAGAGGCACGUGUACGCUGUGAGGCUCGCGAAGCUUCUAGAAGUUCCUCACAUUUCAAUGGCUAGCCUGGUCCGUCAAGACCUCAGCCCUCGCUCUGCGCUCUACAAACAGAUUGCAAAUGCUGUCAAUCAUGGGGAACUUGUUCCAGAGGAUAUAAUAUUUGGGCUGUUGUCGAAGAGAUUGGAAGAUGGGUAUUACCAAGGUGAAAACGGGUUUAUUCUGGAUGGAAUUCCUCGUUCACCAAUCCAGGCUGGGAUCCUUGACCAACUUGCGGAGAUUGAUCUCGUUGUGAAUUUUAAAUGCACAGAGGAUUGCUUGGUGAAACACCAAAGAGAUGGUACCUGGAAGGAAAAACUCCAAGUCUAUGCAAAACAGAGCAAGCCACUAGAAGAAUAUUACAGCAAACAGAAAAAGCUUCUUGAUUUUCAAGUUGGCAGUGCACAUGGGGAGACUUGGCGAGGGCUUUUGGCUGCAUUACAGCUACAACAUAUAUACGCCGCCUGUUCUUCACAUAAACUCACCACAGGAUUCGAUUGGCUUUAGUUUAGUGCUAUGAUUCUUUACCAUGUUUUCUUUUUUUUCUUUUUUUUUUUCUUCGAGUUUACAGUAAAUAUGAGGCUUAGUUCUAAGAUUCUCAUCCAUGUUUUGACUUCUUUACUGUAAAUAUGUGUAACGCGAAUCACAUUGUUAGGCUGAGAGUCUUGUAGCAAAUGCUUUGAAAUAGUGUUGAAAUCUCUUGUACUCAUCGGUUUAUCAAGUGUAAGCAGUUCUCAUCAUUCAAAUUGUAAUAUAGUUUUGGCAGCCUGGAAAACAACCUUUUUGAGCUUCUACAAACGACUUCUUUGUUUC
This is a messenger RNA of Corylus avellana, 1327 nucleotides long. Its product is annotated as putative adenylate kinase 7, mitochondrial. Gene Ontology annotation, molecular function: ATP binding; nucleobase-containing compound kinase activity. NCBI's taxonomy places the organism in Eukaryota, Viridiplantae, Streptophyta, Magnoliopsida, Fagales, Betulaceae. Gene Ontology annotation, biological process: nucleobase-containing compound metabolic process. The record is from RefSeq and is a predicted model, not a curated record.